Coregonus sp. 'balchen' is the source of this 2536-nucleotide messenger RNA. NCBI's taxonomy places the organism in Eukaryota, Metazoa, Chordata, Actinopteri, Salmoniformes, Salmonidae. The record is from the annotation of a GenBank genome assembly.
GGCGCACGUCCGUACGUGCGGGGAGGCGCUAUAAAGGGUUGUUUUCCACUUUGCAAGCUAAACAAUCUCCAUUUUGUGAGAGCCUUUCAGCCGACUAAAGCGUCGUCCCCGUGAAAAGGAAGAUUCAAAGAACAACUAAAAACACAAAUUAAGCCAACCAGUCGAUCGCUAACCAGUUAUUAUCCGAAAGGAAAGGAAAUCUUAUCGUAUGUCCGCUAUCCAGAACCUCCAAACUUUCGGUAAGACAUUUCAACCAUCUCAACUACCGCGGGGUCGAAAAAGUGGGGGAAGGGUGGUUGCUAACGUUAGCUAGCAUUUGCAAACAUUUUGACGACGUUCCAACUAAAUAUAACGUUUUGAUUUUAAUAUGUUCAUGAAACAUUGUUAGUUAUAUCGAUCAUUCCCUUCCUAAUGGGAAAUAAGUUUAUAUUAAGGUUAACGUUAACCAACAUCCAUCAGACUUCAACUAGGCCGAAGUUAAUUUCCUUGUUUAGGCCCCAACAUUGAUUUGUAGCCGGUAUAGCAAACUAGUCUGUAUUGUGGACACAUUGAUCAAUGUACAAUACCUAUUCCGGAGAAUAACUAGUUCUUACUGUCAUUUGUGUGUUUCUGGCACGAUAACUAUCAACAACGGACCAAAUAUAAAUGUAGCUUUUUGCCCCAAUUUGUUUGCAAUACGACUGUCGGGAAGGUCUUUGGUGUGAAACGGGAACUAUUUGAAGGUAAAUGGCCAGAUCCCAUAAUAUAGGCCCGCUUAAUUGUGUGCUUCUCCAACAUUCAUGACUUCCGAAAUUUCGGCAUGUUUUGCUGGAAUGGUUGGCUAUCUGUAUUGGUGCAUUUUCCUUUCUCCCAUGUGUCACUAAUCUCAAUAUUACGGAUAAAUUAAGGUCUGCGCAUAUUAGCCACCCAUCUUGGUGGGACAUUUUUCAAAAACCCCAUUGUCCAUGUAAAUUGCUGACCAGCAUCUGCGCUGGGUUUUGCUUCGCCCUGAGCCUCGUGGAUAAGACGUUACGUCACCAGUUCAUCGGCCUGGAUCUUUUGUUAGCUAGGUCAAACAAAACACUGCCAUUUUAGCUAUCACUUUAGGUUGCUUGCGUAUAUUUUUAGAUGAGAUGUUAGUUUUGAAUUAUGUUAAGUAAAGUGAUUUUGUUUUUAAAUGGUAUUGUUCUUCCCACAGACCCAUUUGCUGAUGCAACUAAGGGUAAUGACAGGCUCCCAUCUGGGACUGACGACUACAUCCACAUAAGAAUCCAGCAGCGUAACGGCAGGAAGACUCUGACCACGGUCCAGGGCAUAGCCAUCGACUAUGAUAAGAAGAAGCUAGUCAAGGCCUUUAAGAAGGUAUGUUAUGGCAGGGAGUUGAGACACUGACACUAGCUGGUAUACUCAGAAAGGUCCAUGUUUUGUUCUACAGGCCUUUUGACUAGUUCUGCUUUGUCAACAGAAAUUUGCCUGCAAUGGGACAGUGAUUGAGCACCCAGAGUAUGGUGAAGUGAUUCAGCUGCAAGGUGACCAGCGCAAGAAUAUCUGCACUUUUCUGAUUGAGGUAUGUUUGAGUCUUGUCCCUGCUAUAGCACAUUGCACCCAGUAUAUACUCCACACUUGUGUGUACUAAGUGGGCAUCUGCCAUGGCCCCUACAGAAGGCUCCCAUACAAAAGCCCCUCUUUGUAAACAGUCCAGCUGCGAUGGUAGUAAAUGUUCUGUGACUGGAGUGCAGAGUUCCUUUUGUGUAAUGUCUCUUCUCCUUCCCACUUCCAGAUUGGCCUGGCAAAAGAGGAGCAGCUCAAGGUCCACGGGUUCUAGAAGCUCUCAGCAGCCCCCUCUCCCCUGGUCCUGAUACUCUCCCCACCCCCCCCCCCCGGUGCUGCAAUCACCGCAGCUGUUUUAAGCUAAUGAUGAAUACUUCUGAAUUGACUCUUAACUACCAGUUUAACUCCCCCCUCAUACGGGAGCAGUCCAGUACAAACAUGGACAAAUGGUUCGACAGAUGCGGGAUGAGUGGUUUUGUUUUUUCCUGAAAUUUUUUGUUUGCCAUGUGACAGGCACAAUUCCAUGUAACUCUUUUUGUUUUGUACAAACUUCAAUAAAAUGAUCAACCGCCACCUCAUGCGGAAUCCUGUUGUGUGGGAUUUUGGGGGGGGGGGGGGGGGGGUUAGAGUGGAUAAGGGUGGUUCAGUUUGGGGAGAAGCCCUCAACUGCAGUUCCAAUGUGUUGUAGGGCUGCCUGCUUCAUUCAAGGUUAGAGUGCAGCUGAAGUUCUAACCAUCUCAGCCCCAUCUCCCGUCUACAAGAUUGUGCUUCUUUAAAAAAAAAAAGUAAAUUAUAAUAUGCUGAAUUUUCUGAAGCUGUUAUACUUAAGAUUUUAUUUUAACUAGAAUUUUAAAGUACUCAUCUGCCUGGUUGUCAGAUGACUGGUGUUAUGAAGCAAGUUUGCUUACAGCAAUGGUAGUAUUGAUGCUGAGCUACCGACCUGAAAAUGGAGUGGGGAAAUAACUGUUUUUAAAUUCCACAUUUUAUUCAAUAAAUAUUUGAAAUU